AUGGAGCAGCGCAUCAACAUCCUCCAAAAGGAAAACGAAGCGUUGCACUCUCAAGUCAGGUACACCGCCUCCAUCGCCACCGGAUCCAGGUUCCAGUACCGGCGAGACACCUCCGGGUUAAACCGCCGCUUGGAUCUUGACGCCGCUCCAGAUCACCCCCUCCAUGUACCCUUUGGCGAACCUGGGGGUCCUGUUCUCCAGCAGAUCCGCGAAUUCGAUCCAUUACCGAAUCAACCCCGCUCUAACCCGAGUUGGCUUCCCCCGCCUCCAACUCAACCAUCUUUUGCAGGUACAUCGACAACAGUUGUCACCACGACGGCUGCCCGGGUAACCCCACCUCAGGUCGGCAUAACGACAUCCACCAUGGUGACGGCCCCCGCCUCCGUUCCGGUGUCUCGUCCGUUGCCUCCCCCAAUGGUGACCAUGUCAAUACCUCUACCUGUUACGCUUCCGGCGCAAGGAUCAACGCCAGCGAUUCAAAUGCCAUGGGAUCAACUCUUCUCUCAGCAAGUCGUCCAACCUGUUGUCAACCUGGUCACUUCGGCGCCAGGAGCACCUCCCCAGUUGAUGACGGUUCCUUUAGCUAGCCAGGCACCGCAAGCAGCGUUUCCCAAUGCUCAAAUGCGCCCCGACUCCUCUCGAAACUACUCUCCAUAUACUCCUCUUAACAGGUACCCACGCUACACAAGGAACGCCCCCUUACAUGCAACAAGUGGUGCCGCAGUUCACUCCCCACCAACCUCAUGGCGUAUACCCACAGAGUACCUAUUAUCCACAUCUCCAAGCCAGCCUUCCCGAAACAUUUAG
Molecule: messenger RNA, 807 nt
Organism: Spinacia oleracea (spinach)
Lineage: Eukaryota; Viridiplantae; Streptophyta; Magnoliopsida; Caryophyllales; Amaranthaceae
Exons: 2
Coding region: 1-807 (268 amino acids)
Source: RefSeq, a predicted model, not a curated record